AUGGCUGGAGGCGUCAAGAAACCCGUCAACAUCUUCAAGCUGAAGGACCUGGGCGAACCAUCCGGCGCUUUCAACUGGCGUCUCUGGUUUGCCGUUGUGUCGUUUGCUCUGCUCGGUGCGGCGCGAGGUAUUGACGAGGGUCUCAUUUCUGGCUCAUUCAACAGCAAGGACUUCCAGGAGACUAUUCACUAUGAUUCUUACUCUUCCGUUGAGCAGGCUAAUAUCAAGGCCAAUGUCUCUGCUAUGGUUCAAAUCGGUUCUGUUGGCGGUGCUCUGAUUGCUUUCAUGAUUUGCGAUCGUAUUGGUCGUAUCUGGGCUACUCGUGUUCUUUGCACCCUCUGGGCUGUUGGUAUUGUUAUCUUCAUGAUCGGUGGUGUCAACGGAAACCUCGGUGCUAUCUAUGCUGGUCGCUUCAUCUGUGGUCUGGGUGUCGGUCAGACUCCUGUCGUUGGACCUGUCUACAUCGCUGAGAUUGCCCCCGCUGCUGUUCGAGGUCUCUGCUCUUGCAUGUUCACUGGCGCCGUGUACAUCGGUAUCGUUCUCGCUUACUUCACAAACUACGGCUGCCAUCUCAACCUCCCCGACGACUCUCACAACCAAUGGCUCGUCCCCACCAGUCUUCACAUCAUGAUGUCCGGCAUCAUCUUCAUCCUCAGCUUCUUCCAAUCCGAGUCCCCCCGAUAUCUCGUCAAGGAAGGCCGCCCCGACGAAGCCGCCCGUGUGCUUGGCCGUCUCCGACAGCAGCCCGCUGAUGGAGAGUACAUUGUUCACCAGAUCACUGAGAUCCAGGCUGCUCUUGACCAUGAGCUCGAGGCUACCAAGGGCGUUGGCUUCCUUGGCAAGAUUAAGGAGCUCAUCUUUGUCCCCAGCAACCUGUACCGUCUCUACAUGUCCUCUAUGGUUCAGUUCCUCUCCCAGUGGUCCGGCGCUGGUUCCAUCACCCUUUAUGCCCCCGACCUGUUCAAGAUCAUGGGCAUUGUCGGAAAGCAGGAGGGUCUUCUCGUCACUGCUGUCUUCGGUAUCGUCAAGCUCAUCGCCGCUGUUAUCUGCGCUCUCUUCCUCGUCGAUGUCAUCGGCCGAAAGCGCGCUCUUCUCAUCGGUAUCACUCUCCAGACCAUUGCCAUGAUCUACGUCGCUGCUUUCCUCACCAAGAUCCCCCAGCUCGGUGUCGUCGAGGACUUUGUUCUCCCCGAGAGUGACAAGGGUGCUUCUCGUGGCGCCAUCGCCAUGAUCUACGUCUCUGGUUUCGGUUGGGCUCUCGGCUGGAACUCUAUGCAGUACCUCCUGACUGCCGAAUUGUUCCCUCUGCGCAUCCGUGCCCUCGCUACAUCCUGGGCUAUGACCCUCCACUUCGCCAACCAGUACGGAAACUCUCGCGCUGUUCCUAACAUGCUUCUGUCUGUUUCCGAGGGCGGCAUCUCCCCCAAGGGAACCUUCUGGUGCUUUGCCGCUGUCACCUUCGUGGGUGGUGUCUGGGUCUGGUUCUCAGUUCCUGAGACCAGUGGACGAAGCCUUGAGAACAUGGAUGAGCUUUUCGCGCUCCCCUGGUAUAAGAUUGGUCUUCACGGUAACAAGAACGCCGAGGAGCUUGACCAGGCUCGCGAUGAGAAGCACCGAUAUGCUGAGGAGAGCCACGCCACUGGCAUUGAGCUCGAGCACCAGCGAAAGCAGGAAGCUUAA
Molecule: messenger RNA, 1680 nt
Organism: Fusarium proliferatum ET1
Lineage: Eukaryota; Fungi; Ascomycota; Sordariomycetes; Hypocreales; Nectriaceae
Exons: 3
Coding region: 1-1680 (559 amino acids)
Biological process (GO): transmembrane transport; carbohydrate transport
Cellular component (GO): membrane
Molecular function (GO): carbohydrate:proton symporter activity
Source: RefSeq, a predicted model, not a curated record